GCUUGGCACGAAACAUCUCUAUGAGUUCAUCACCGAUGCCUAUGUGUCCUACCAGCAUUAUCAGAGGGGCAAGCUGCACCUGCACGAGUUCAGCUUUAUGUCUGGAGACUUUGUGGCGGCCUUGAUCUUGUUGGACUUCCUCUACCUCGUGCUGGCAGAUGAAGGAACUUUACUCCUAUUGCUCGGCUGCAAGGAGAUGGAAUUGCAAGACGAAGAGGCAGGUUGCGAGCCCGAAGCCACCAGGUGGCAAUGCAUCCUGAAGAAGCUGCAGCCCUUCUUGGAAAGCUCAAAGAAACGUCACGAUGUGGUCAUGCUCUGCGCCUCUGGUAUUGUGGUGGUGCUUCUGGGAGUUCAACUGGGUCUGUUGAAUAUCUACGCCUGCCUGGCUGCCGUACUUCUCUUUGGCGCUUUCCGCGGCUUUCAACUCUACCAGGAGUUCAAGCUUCCGCUGAAAGGACAGAAGUGCUGCGUCUGAAGGCCUUCCGUCUGCAGUUCUCUUCCGGGUUCCACGACGCGGGCGACGCGUUUUGCGACGCUGGCCGUGCCGUGAAAA
This is a messenger RNA of Cladocopium goreaui, 553 nucleotides long. The record is from the annotation of a GenBank genome assembly. Lineage: Eukaryota; Dinophyceae; Suessiales; Symbiodiniaceae.